Aspergillus caelatus is the source of this 1005-nucleotide messenger RNA. Its product is annotated as bifunctional triacylglycerol lipase/ester hydrolase. The record is from RefSeq and is a predicted model, not a curated record. The coding region runs from base 1 to 1005 and encodes 334 amino acids. Gene Ontology annotation, cellular component: lipid droplet. Gene Ontology annotation, biological process: lipid storage. Gene Ontology annotation, molecular function: lipase activity. The transcript has 4 exons. Lineage: Eukaryota; Fungi; Ascomycota; Eurotiomycetes; Eurotiales; Aspergillaceae.
AUGUCUUCCACCCGACAACCCCACAUUUCCGCAGACAGCUUCUUCCACACAUCGUCCGCAUCCGACCCAUCACUGUCCCCCAUCACCAUCUACAUGAUAUCCGGCAAUCCAGGCCUAAUUGGGUACUACCACACAUUUCUCUCCACUCUCUCAGACAAGCUAAACACACAAUCCACGCAACAAACAAGAAAAAACCAUGCCUUCCAAAUCUACGGACACAGCCUGGGAGGAUUCGAGCUUACCAAAACACCAGGCUCGGAACCAAGGUACUACGACUUGGAAGAACAGAUCUGUUUCGUCCAAAACAAGCUGGAUGAUUUCCUCACUAGCUGCAGCAAUGCAUCGAACGGGGUCCCAAUACCAAGACCCAAAGUGAUCCUCAUCGGCCAUUCGGUGGGUAGCUAUAUUGCCAUGGAGAUCCUCCGGAGACACCGCGAGCGCUCGACGAGUAGCGCCUCGCCCUCUGUUGAUUUCGAUAUCAUCGGCGGCGUUAUGCUGUUUCCUACUGUUGUCGAUAUUGCGAAAUCGCCCUCCGGCCAGAAAUUGACGUUGGCUGUCGUAGUGGGCUUCUUGGUCCGCAUCCUGACAGCCCUUCUCCCGGGUAGUCUUCUACGAUCUCUGGUUAGGUCUUAUAUGGGAUCGCCGCAGGAUAAUAUGGUCGAGACUACGGCUGCUUUUUUGGAGUGUGGCUAUGGUGUGCAGCAAGCUUUACACAUGGCUGCUGAUGAGAUGCAAACCAUCACGUCGGAUAAAUGGAGCGAUGAUGUUUGGGGCAUGUCUAACGUGAAGGAUCCAGUUACGCGAUUGUUUUUCUACUUUGGUCGGAAUGAUCAUUGGGUUGCGGAGCGGACGAGAGAUGAGGUUAUAGAAUUGAGGGGACGGACGGAGGGUGGUCCGAAGAUGGUGGUUUGUGAGGAGGGUCUGCCACAUGCUUUUGUUUUGAAAUAUAGUGAUGUUGUGGCGAAGAAAGUGGCCGGUAUGGUGUUGGAUAUAGUAAAGGAUUGA